GAGCAAGUGACGGAAAUGCGUGUCAAUUUCACGCAGGCUGGCGCUGGCAUGUUCAAGGCCAUUCGGGGGGCCGCACUGUCCCCUGCACGCCCCGCCUCCCAAUGGCUGCACUCACUUGCUAUUUUGAUUAACUCGGUCUUUGACUCCUCUUUUGUAAUUGACAAAACUCCUAGCUACUUAAUCAGUGCCCCCAACAUCAUUCACAUCGGGGUGAAGGAGAGCGUUGCUAUCCAGUUGGAUGGAGCAGAAAAUCCCGUCAAGGUCAAAGUUUAUUUAUUCGAUGUGACGGGCUCCAGAAAGCUUUCCAAGGAUGUUGAUUUUGAACUAACGGCAGGAAAUGGUUACCGUCAAAUCAAAGACAUUGCCGCUUCCGCUAAUCUCAUGAAGGAGGUUAACAUUAUGAAACGUAAAGACAAAUACAUUUCUCUUGCUGCUGAAUGCCCGCAACUCUUUACAGGAAGGAGAAUGGUUCCAAUCCUACUAUCAACAAAAAAGGGUUACAUAUUCAUUCAGACUGACAAGCCAAUAUACACGCCCGGUGAAAAUGUGCGUUACAGGAUCUUUACUCUGGAUCAAUAUAUGAGACCAGUGAGCGAGACGAUUAAAAUAACUACAUAUAAUUCCAGAAAUGUGCAGUUUCCCAGCAAGAUCAUGCGGUCGGGAGAAGUGUUCAGUCGCCACAUAAAAAUCCCGGAUAUCGCCGAGCCUGGCAUUUGGAGGAUUGAGGCUCAAUUUGAGGAUUCACCAAUGUCCAAGGAAUCCGCACGAUUUGAGGUCAAGGAAUUCGUCCUCCCCAGUUUCAAAGUCGAGAUUGAGUGCCAGGAAAAAUAUUACCUCAUAACGAAGGACGAAUUCAAGUGCAAACUUUCGGCAGACUACACAUUCGGAAAACCUGUGGAAGGCAUGGCUUAUGUGAGAUUUGGGACUGUUGAUGAAACAGACAAGACUGAAUAUCUUCGGGGACUGGAACAAACAGAACAGGUCAAGCAUGGAGAAGCAGAGAUUUCCCUAACAACGGCAAAUCUCCUGGAAAGAAUCAAACCUUUGCAAAUGAAGGAUCUUGUGGGUCACAAUAUGUAUUUGGCGGUCACUGUUUUCGAAACAUCCAGUGGAGAAAUGGAAGAAGUCGAAAUCAAAAACAUCAAGUUUGUUUCCUCGCCGUAUGCAAUCGAUUUAUCAAAGACCAGCGGUUACUUCAUCCCAAAAGUUCCAUUCACUGUGUUGGCACAGGUAACAUAUCCUGAUGGGUCUCCUGCCUCAGGCGUACCUGUGAAAUUGGAAGGAAAACAGCCACAAAAUACAGAGGAGAAUGGCCAGGUCAUGCUAAUAAUGCAGUCUCCUGCGGAUGCUGACACCUUUGAAAUUAAGGUGACAGCUGGGAAUGAUGCAGAAAUAAUGGAAGCAAAGAAAACUGUGAGAAUCUACCAAUCCAACAGCAAGAGCUACCUCCACGUCAAUGUGCCACACGACGUAUUAGAUCCAGGUAGCUCAUUCUCUGCAGAUCUAGCAGCGGUCACUUCAAUAGGUAGUGAAAAUGUCAAGUAUUACUACUACAUGAUCAUUAGCAAAGGCACCAUCCUUAAAAUGGAUAGAAUUCAGAAAACGGAAAUCACAAAACUUUCCUUCCCACUGAGUACCACCAUGGUUCCCGCGUUCCGGCUGGUCAUCUACUAUUACAUCAAUGUCGGUGGCAAAACAGAGAGGGUGGCAAAUUCUGCCUGGAUCGAUGUUAAGGAUGUCUGCGAAGGCAAGAUUACACUAAAAGGUAUGACCAAGGAGUACUAUAACCCGGGAGGAAAAGCUAACCUGUUUGUCGAGACUGAAGACAACGGAAACGUGUACCUUGCCAUUGUUGACACCGCGAUCUACAUCCUCAACAACAAGAACAAGCUUACAGCAAAGAAAGUAAGUGGUUUAAUGCACGGAGCUUUGGGAGGACCUAAUGUUUUGUUCUGUAAAAUACAUCAAUUUACAAUAACCUCUCCCUAUUCUACCAUUGGGUAUGAUUUGAGCCUGAAAGAAGCCUCUGGAGGUCACUGGAGGCAUGAUAUCCUGUCAGUUUCUAGACACAUGAGACAUUUCAUUAUUAAUCAACAAUGUAAUCUCUUUACAGGAUAUUCCUGCAAAACGGGUGACAGUAGGAUGAAAAGAUCUUUGGACAUUCAAGCACAGUACGUGGGAAAAGUAAGCCACUAUACCAACAGCAGCCUAAGGAAGUGCUGUACGGAUGGGAUGACUGAAAUUCCAAUGAAGACUGCCUGCGGAGAACGAGCAAAACGCAUCGAAGAGGAAGAAUGCAGAAAGGCGUUUCUCACCUGCUGUGACUUUGCUGUGGAACUGAGGAAGAACCAGUCACAGAAGGUGGACCUGGUGGGAAGGACUGCGGGAGAUUAUGAAGAUGACUUCUUUGAUGAGUCCAGUGUCCGCAUUCGUAGCAACUUCCCGCAGACCUGGCAAUGGAGAACCUAUUCCGGUUUGAGGAAAGGAGAGAAUAAGUUGGUCCUCAACCUUCCGGAUUCCAUCACAACUUGGGAAAUUCAGGCGGUUGGCAUGUUUAGGAACAAAGGUUUUUGUGUUGCGGAGCCAAAGAAAAUGAAAGUCUUCCGGCCAUUCUUCAUACAUUUGAGGCUCCCAUAUUCGGUCAAAAGAAAUGAACAAUUGGAAGUGAGAGCAAUAUUGUACAAUUACCUUGCUGAGGAUAUUGAGAUCAAGAUAUACAUGAAGCCUGUAGAUUCCCUUUGCAGUCCUGCCACAGGCGAGAAAAAUGCAAGAACUGUCAUCGUUCAAGCGAACUCGGCCUAUCCUAUCUACUUCUCUGUUGUCCCACUAGCCAUCGGCACCAUUCCAAUUUCUGUGGUGGCAUACAGCAAUGCAGGAAUGAUAAGUGACGCCAUUACAAAGAACCUCAAAGUGGUGGGAGAAGGGGUGAUGAAAACAGAAGAAAGAAGCAUUGCUAUUAAUCCAAAUGGGAGGAGUGCCUAUGAGAUCUUUGAAGAAAUACCUUCCAACAUGGUUCCAGACACCAAUUCCUACCUUUACAUUCGUGCCAGAGGUGAAAUGAUGGGAGAGUCAGUGGAGAACUGUUUAACGCCAGAGGGAAUCGACCUGCUCAUCCGACAGCCCAAGGGGUGCGCCGAGCAAACAUCAAUGUACAUGUCACCGACUGUCUUUGCUGUUAGGUAUCUAGAUAAAAGCGAGCAGUGGCUCAACCUGAAAGCUGAAAGGAAAGAUGAAGCCAUUCAACAUAUCGAAGCAGGGUACAAUAGAAUACUGGAGUUCAAAAAGUCAGAUGGUUCCUACGGAGCGUGGCUAAAUCGCCCCAGUAGUACAUGGCUAACAGCGUUUGUGGUUAAGAUACUCUCGAUUGUUCGGACUCAGAUUCAGGUCAACGAAGAGCACAUUCAACAAUCCGCCUUGUAUUUGGUCAAAGGUCAGAGGCCAACCGGAUACUUUGUCGAUCCCAAACCAGUGAUUCACAGAGAAAUGCAGGGUGGAAUUGGUGGAGCCGAAAGCAAAAUUGCCUUGACUGCCUUCGUUACCAUAGCACUGCAACAUUCCCUGCCUUCAUUUCUGCCAGAGUCUGAAAAGGAGCAGCAAGUGAAAAACAGCAUUCAGAUGGCUUUUAACUACCUCUCAAAUGAACUUGACAAUAUCCAGCGACCCUACGUGUUGGCCAUUACCGCUUAUGCUCUUGCCUUGGUGAAUCUUGAAAGUUCGGAGGCUCUUAUUGCAAAUGACAAACUGAGAAAAAUUGCAAUUUACGAUAAAGAAAAUGGAACCCGUCACUGGAAGGCUGAUGAGAAAAUGUUGUACAUUGGGGAACAACAACUGGGCAAGGUGCCCCGGGCCUCAGCUAUAACUGUGGAGGCCACCUCAUAUGCGUUGCUGCUGGCCUUACUCAUGGAAGACCUCCACUACGCAAACACCAUUGCAAAAUGGCUGACGGAACAGCGGAACUACAAUGGUGGAUUCCGUUCCACUCAGGACACAGUUUUAGCCCUGGAAGCUCUGGCAGAGUACAGCAUUGCGAGCUAUCAAGAAGACGAAGUAGAUAUUACAUUCACAUUCAGCAGCCCUAGCAGAAGCGGUUCAGAGAAAGUUGCAGUAAAGGGGAAAAACGCUCUGGUUCAGGAGCAACUGAAGUUCCCCCUGGGAGAAUGUAUUAACGUGCAGCUGUCGGGCAGAGGGAAUGGAACACUCACUGUGAGAGACUCAGAUUACCCUGACUAUGGAGAUUAUGGCGCGUUGGCAGCAGACCAGCCCAUGGAUAAGAUUAGAUGGUUUGAUCUGCGUUCCCGGAGAAAGAGGGAUGCUCCAGCUAAUGAUGCAGCCACAACCCUUUAUUACGAAGUCUGUGCUUGGCAUGACCCAGAUGGUGACAACGAACAGAAGGCCUCUGGGAUGGCUAUUGUGGACAUCUCACUGCUCAGUGGCUUUGAGCCAGAAAACGCAGAUUUGGAUAAGCUGAAAAACCUCGCUGACAGGUACAUCGAUUCGUAUGAGUUCAAAGAUGGGAGGAUGCUCCUCUAUCUAAACACGGUCACAAAAUACAGAGAAUGUUUUGUAUUCGGUGCUAAGCAGAUUAUUCCCAUUGGAUUGAUACAACCAGCAAGUGCGACACUUUACGAUUAUUACAACCCAAGUAUUAAAUGCUCCAUAUUUUAUAAUGCUCCAGAACAAAGCACCAUCGUAUCAAAGCUCUGUCAGCAUGACGUUUGUGAAUGUGCUGAAGGUAGCUGCCCUCGACUGAAGAGGACAUUUACCUCGGAUGUGGACAAUGACAAACGCAUCGAUUUUGCCUGCUACACCCCAAUUGUCGAUUACGCCUAUAUAGUCCAGGUGAUCAACGUAAACACACAAGGAAGUUUCAUCAUCUACAGUGUUUCUAUUACAAGGCCCGUCAAACGUUCAAAGGAUGAGAACAUCAUGGAGAAUGACAUCCGGCACGUACUGAAACGGAAAUCAUGCUCAAUUGAGCUGCAGGUCAGGCAGUCCUACCUUUUGAUGGGAAAGGAUGGCAAGACCACGGAUCUGAGCAGGAAUAUACAGUAUAUUCUUGACUCGGACUCUUGGAUUGAAGCGAUUCCUUCUGGUGAAAGAUGCCGGGGCUCGAAUUUCAGGAAAAGCUGUGAAGAUCUAUAUAAGUUCAUUGAAACUCUUGAAAUCGAAGGCUGUCAAAUAUAAUGACAUCUGGACAUUUUGUUGCUCAUCCCUUGAGCUGCUUCCUCACUGCAAGGCGCAUGCUCUGUUCGAUAACCUGUCUGACUACAAAAUAAUCGGUCAAUGGAGGAACGUUUAAUCGAUAUACAUCUCUCAAUUGCUUCAACCUGUUCUUUGUCAUAAACUAUGAACCCGAA
Molecule: messenger RNA, 5357 nt
Organism: Chiloscyllium plagiosum (whitespotted bambooshark)
Lineage: Eukaryota; Metazoa; Chordata; Chondrichthyes; Orectolobiformes; Hemiscylliidae
Source: RefSeq, a predicted model, not a curated record